This is a messenger RNA of Eptesicus fuscus (big brown bat), 1542 nucleotides long. RefSeq names its product C-C motif chemokine receptor 7 (gene CCR7). The record is from RefSeq and is a predicted model, not a curated record. Gene Ontology annotation, cellular component: membrane. Gene Ontology annotation, molecular function: chemokine (C-C motif) ligand 19 binding; chemokine (C-C motif) ligand 21 binding; C-C motif chemokine 19 receptor activity. NCBI's taxonomy places the organism in Eukaryota, Metazoa, Chordata, Mammalia, Chiroptera, Vespertilionidae. The transcript is spliced from 3 exons. Gene Ontology annotation, biological process: chemotaxis; immune response; G protein-coupled receptor signaling pathway. The coding region runs from base 46 to 1179 and encodes 377 amino acids.
CGGGGCCCAGCCUUCCUGUGUGGUUUCAGCUGCCCUGAGCGUAUCAUGGACUUGGGGAAGCCCAUGAAGAGCGUGCUGGCCGUGGCGCUCCUUGUCAUUUUCCAGGUGUGCCUGUGCCAAGAUGAGGUCACGGACGAUUACAUCGGAGAGAACACGACGGUGGACUACACCCUGUUCGAGUCCGUGUGCGACAAGAAGGAAGUGCGGGACUUUAAGGCCUGGUUCCUCCCAGCCAUGUACUCCGUCAUCUGCUUCGUGGGUCUGCUGGGCAACGCGCUGGUCGUGCUGACCUACAUCUAUUUCAAGAGGCUCAAGACCAUGACCGACACCUACCUGCUCAACCUGGCCGUGGCGGACAUCCUCUUCCUCCUGACCCUCCCCUUCUGGGCGUACAGCGCCGCCAAGUCCUGGGUCUUCGGCGUCCACGUCUGCAAGCUCAUCUUUGGCAUCUACAAGAUCAGCUUCUUCAGCGGCAUGCUCCUGCUCCUCUGCAUCAGCAUCGACCGCUACGUGGCCAUCGUGCAGGCCGUGUCGGCCCACCGGCACCGGGCCCGCGUCCUCCUCAUCAGCAAGCUCUCCUGUGUGGGCAUCUGGCUCCUGGCCACGGUGCUCUCCAUCCCAGAGAUGCUGUACAGCAACGUCCUGAGGAGCAGCAGCGAGCAAGCCGCUCGGUGCUCUCUCGUCACCGAGCAGGUGGAGGCCUUGAUCGCCAUCCAGGUGGCCCAGAUGGUGGUGGGCUUUCUGAUCCCCCUGGUGGCCAUGAGCUUCUGCUACCUGGUCAUCAUCCGCACGCUGCUCCAGGCGCGCAACUUCGAACGCAACAAGGCCAUCAAGGUGAUCAUCGCCGUGGUGGUGGUCUUCAUCGCGUUCCAGCUGCCCUACAACGGCGUGGUCCUGGCCAAGACCGUGGUCAACGCCAAUGCCACCACCACCUGUGAGCUCAGCAAGCAGCUCAACAUCGCCUACGAUGUCACCUACAGCCUGGCCAGCGUGCGCUGCUGCGUCAACCCGUUCCUGUACGCCUUCAUCGGCGUCAAGUUCCGCCACGACCUCUUCAAGCUCUUCAAGGACCUGGGCUGCCUCAGCCAGGAGCGGCUGCGGCAGUGGUCUUCCUGCCGGCACACCCGCCGCUCCUCCAUGAGUGUGGAGGCCGAGACCACCACCACCUUCUCCCCGUAGAGGCCUGUCUGCCUGGACUGGAGGGACCUCUCCCAGGGCCCCCCCGGGUCGGGGACGGGGAGCAGGUGACAUGACUCAGGACCCACACGCUGCUGAGGGAAAGGGAGUUCUGGCUCUUCAAGUUUAUCUCGUGGCGAAAACCCAUGCCACCAAAGACAGGCGAUCACCAGAAGACAGAGGCCCAACCCUAGCUACCUCAACCAAGUUGGCAGGGACGUGGCUGGUGAGCUGCCAGCCCCGGCCGCACUCCAGCACCAAAGCGGUGAUCCCCCAAACCAAAAACCAAAAGUGAAAGUGGAGGAAGUUCACACCUCCUGGAGCCCAGGGAUGGGCGCUGGGGAGAGCUAGGGCGGUGCAGGGGCC